Molecule: messenger RNA, 4689 nt
Organism: Puccinia triticina
Lineage: Eukaryota; Fungi; Basidiomycota; Pucciniomycetes; Pucciniales; Pucciniaceae
Exons: 5
Coding region: 1-4689 (1562 amino acids)
Cellular component (GO): nuclear pore
Molecular function (GO): structural constituent of nuclear pore
Source: RefSeq, a predicted model, not a curated record
AUGAGCCUGACCACAACGACGAGCUACCUCGACAGCCUCAGGCCGCGCUUCGAGGCAGCGAUCGAAUACCAGAUACCCACGAGCAACAACACCAGCAGACUCACUACGGACACCAACAGCACCCUCCAAGCAAACCAUGCCUCACAGUCCAACUGCUGCUUCCCACCCAGCCCAACCAGCGGAUGGAUCAAGACAACAGUCAUCAACGACGGCCUCACCCUCGAGCUCCGAUGGAUCAGCCCCACCAGGAAGAGCCCCGAGGAGAACAGCACCAACCCCCUCGAGCCCCUCGACGCCAGCCCAUCCCACCAGCCCAUCCACUUCCACUUCCACCACAGGAUCAUCCCCAGCCCAUUCAUCACCAUCGCCCAAAACGACGACGAACACCCGGGCGAGCCGGACGAAGCAGAGGAGCAGAUCCUCGUCAUCCUCAUCCUAACCGAGAACUACACGCUCUACCGGCUGAAAUUCAGCUACCCCAAACUGUUCUACUCGGAACUCUUCGAAGAGGACUGGCUGACCGAGUACGAGGUAGAGGAGAUCGUCAACCGCCAGCUCAUCCUCACCCACGGCAUCGACGCCAACAACCUCAUCAUCUCAUCCUCAGACGGCAUCCUCACCCAUCUCAGCUGGGGCAAGCUCGUCGGAAUAAACGAAAGCUACGGCUGGAAGACCUCAAACCUGUCCUACAACCGAUCAUCAGCACUCUGGAACUUCCUGCCCACCAGCUGGUCCUCAUCCUCCAAAACUAUCAGCUCAUCAGCCCACGAAUGGAUCGCAACACCCACCUCAACCAUCUCCAUCGCAAGCCAUCUCACCGCAGGCUCCUCCGGGGAGGACGCCUGGCUCUUCACCAUCUCACGCGACCGGAAACUCAAAGCAUGGAGUCUGACCACUGGCCUCUGUCUCAAAGAACUCUCGCUCGUCCCAUCCAACUCAACCACCACCCAGCACUCUCUCCUUCCCGCCGCUCCACGCGCCCUCGCACGAUUUAUCUAUUCCGACCAGGGAGACGACCCAGCCUACGAGGGAUUCCUGAUCAUCUUCAUCCCAUCCACCGUCUCGCCCAGCUUUGUGACCUAUGGACUCUCACUGACGGCCGAGAAUCAGUUCAGAGACUUGGUCCUGCUCGAAGAACGUCCCUGCGACUGGAAUCCCCAGAACAGCGGCCGAUUGCAGAUGGGCGAAUUACGCGACUUUCAGAUCUCCAAGGUCGAUCUCUCCCUCAGCUUUACCACCUCGCCAUCCAAACAACGUCCAUGGGGCCUCUGGGCCGUCUGGGCUGAUGACAUCGGCGGCGAAGGCAUUCUCCAAUAUACCAUCUUACACGAGACCCGGAACUGGCAGGAGACCGUUCGAACCAGCUGGGUGACCAUCCAACCACCCGAUCGAAAGGCCCCAUGGAACUCGUCCUAUUUCGACGAGCUGCUAGCCAACGACCCGAGCUCGAGCGUCACCGAAGUCUUCAUCGACCAUCUCUUCCGCCCCGGCCACUUCUCAUCCUCCGACCUGGAAUACGCCCUCGAGACUUAUGAGGCCGGGCUGGAAGUAGAUGAGCAGCAGCCAGUCGAGACCGAUAACAGCGUCUAUGAGACGCUGGAGGAGAAGAUCUGUGCGGUGGUGGGCUCACAGGUCACGCUGGAGAUCUCCAAGCAGACCGGCGCCCCGAUGAUCGAAGGCUACCAUCGGAGGCUCCGGAUCGAAUGGCUCAAAUUCGCGACGAUGUGUGCCGAGAGUCGCGCCUCCUCGUUGUGGCCGAUCGAAUUGGCCGUCGAUGCCGACCGCCAACAGGUGUUCAUCAACGGCCGUCGCUCGAUCACCACCCCGGUACUGAUCGACACCGCCAGUCUGCUCUGCCAGCUCGUCGGCGCAGUCGACGCGGGCCAGCGGCCGCAACUGCUCGACCACCAGGUCUCUGGGAUCGACCAGUUCCAUCCGCUCCUCAGCAAUCUCCACAACCGACAGGACUUGGUCGCGCUCGUCGGCGCGAUCGACCGGCUGGUCGCCGGUCUCUCCCACGCGGAAGUCGUCAUGCCACUCGAGGAUGAGCUGGUGCAGAUCGUCCGGAAGCCGAUGAAGUUCUGGAUCGUCGAUCUCUACGACGAGCUCUUCCGUCGCCGGAUAGAGCCCGCCAUCGACGACCAUCUGCAAGCGCAAGUCGCCGACCAACUCGACCAAGUCAAAGGCCUCGAGCUGGCCUUCCAGCUUCUCUGGACCAUCCUGUCGACCUCCGAGCUGGUCCGGGCAGGGCCGGACGAGGGAGGAGAUGGGGACGGGGUGACGAUCCUGAGCCAGAUGUUCCUGUCCGACUACCUCGUCAACGUCUUGGAGAAGCGCUUCGAGCUGACCCGGAACGCGCUGAUCUUCCUGGUCUAUCUCUGUGGCGAGCCCUCCAAGCUGGGCGAGUUUGCCCACCUGGCCGCGCAGUAUCUGGUCAGUUUCCAACACUGCACGAUGGCCCGCUGGCUGGUCCGCCAGUCCGCCAAGAUCCCGGCCGAGCUCGCGUUCGAGAUCGAAGACAAGCUGGUGGACCGACUGGUGGACUUGCGUGUAUCCGAACUCGUGGGUCAUCCGGGGGGCGCGAUGAUCACAGAUGCGAACUCGGCAACGAGUCUGCUGAGCUCAUUAUUGCUGACAAAGUUCAUUCCUGAGCUGAACGGCCGCCUCAAGCUACCGGCCGCGCUUGCCGAGGCGGGCUCGAUCUUCCUCGAGCUCGCCGGCCUAUUCGCCAGGCUCUCCGGGCUCUCCGACCCCGAAAUCGAAGCCAUGCGACUCAUGCGCACCCCCCCUAACAUCGUCCUACUCGCACACUUCUUUCUCUGCGUCGACCGCCCCUCGAUCGCACUCGAACUCAUACAUUGCCUCCCUGAUACCGUCUCCGCCGUACAGUUCCUCCAGGGCUUGGCUCAUCUCAGAUCGGGCUUGAUCGAGGAGGCCGAAACCGGCUUCACGGAAGCCACUUCUGCCCUCUCCGAUGAGAACUUUGAACUGGAUGACCAAUCCGGUCUCUGGCUGGUCUUACCUGACCACGCAAAAAAAAGCAUGGCAUCAUAUUACAGUUACGUAGCCUCGCUAUUCGAGCCGAUCGGCGCCGAUCAAGCCGUGGCCAAGUUUUGUCAAAUGGCCAUCGACGCCUCUUUCCACACGUCCAGUGACCAUCAACAGGAUCCACUGGUCGUCUUGAAUCUCUGGGUGAAGUUGUUUAGGGCAUUUGUCCAUUUGGCGCUGUGGGACGAUGCCUAUCAGGCUUUGUUCAGCAUCCCUUCCCUCGAAAGUAAAUACGAUUGCUUGAGGACUUUAGUCUCGCACAUGUGUGAAGCUAAUGAGGUCGAUCGGAUGCUGAGGUUCACCUGGACGGGAUUGCAGAUCGAGUUCGAAAAAACGAUCGCCUUUCGGGCGCGAAAUUCAGAUCCACUUGGACUCCCGAAUUACUUUGCCAUCCUAUAUGCCUAUCACAUCAAUCGUGCCGAUUAUCGAAGUGCCGCGAUUUCGAUGUAUCAACAUGCUCGAAAGAUCGGCGACAUUGCCAUCAAAGGUGGGGCGUUCCAAUUCAUGAUGACGCAGCAAUGUCAAAGCUAUCUAGCGGCGAUCAAUGCCUUAUCGCUUGUCCCCGAGAAACAGGCGUGGAUACCGAUGAGUUGUUCGAAGACGGCAGCAGUAGACUCGUAUAGAAGCGAGGGUCGAGGGCAAGUGGGCGGGGAGGGAAAGCGGACGCGGAAACGGGUGACAUAUUACGUGCCGGAGGAAGAGUUUGUCGGCGGGACGCGGGACGUGGAGGUGCUGAAGCUGGCGGACAUCCGGGCGGAAUACACGCUGGUGUUGUCGCGUCUGCAGCUGGCAAACGAGCUACCCCAGCUCAGCCAGCCGGGGACGAGCACGACGAGCGGGGCGUAUCUGGACGGGUCGACGGUGGUGCCACUGGUUCUGAACCAAGGACGGGUGCAGGAUGCGCUCGAGAAGGCGGUCGUCCUGGGCACCGACCUUGUCCCGCUCUUCGUCCGCCUCACCGAGAGCUGCUGCCGGCUCUCGCUAGAGAACGCGCUCCCGGGGAGCCCGUUCGAUUUCCAGUGGGUCAACGGCGACCCGCUCGCGGCCCAUUGGGACACCGACGUCGCCGCCAAAGCCUGGCGGCUCCUCCAGCUUCAUCUCACUCGCAUCUUCCCAAUCAACUCUGCGGACCUCUCCGACGACCAUUCGCUCCUCGCUUGGUCCGCCAGAGAGGCCGUCCUCGAAACUAUCCUCAAAACUGAUCGGUCUAUCAAGAUUCCCCUCUGGCUCACCACCCUCUUCUUGGACCAUCACCCGCAAAAACUCUUAAAACUCUUCUUUAAAUACGACCUCAUCUUCGAUGCGUUCACCGUUGCUUUACACAUCAUCGACCAAGUUAAAAACUCGCAUGACGCGCUGAAUUCCGCGAAGACUUCGCUCCUCAGCCCCCCCAAAAAACAGAGCAUAAUGAUGGCCAUUCCGUUCACAGACAUCGACCAACUCCUGACGCUCACGCCCGCCGAUCUGGCGGCUCCUUCUACCUCUACUACUACCGAAGACGCCCAUCUCCCUCAGAAAAGUCUGCAACAAAAUGGCGAGGAGACUGGCGGGCCUCACGCCGGGCAGCUCGAAUCCGACGCGGCUCGGCUACAACAGCUCCAGAACUCUGUCUACUCUCAACUCAACCAAAUCUUUGGGUGA